GCCGUUGAAUCACGCAUUCCUCUGACAGUUACCACUCCGAAACGCCGUGCUGUACGCGAGGGUUGUUUUGUUCUAUUUAAUUGUUUACUAUUACAAUUACAAUUCUAAACACACUAAGUUAAACUGCAAUAUUGUAUCGUUUGAAUAAAUUUUUUUAUUAACGUGAUAAUUUACGGUGAUAUUUGUUGAAAUAGUUAUUGUUAUUAUUUAUUGAUCACGUGGUUCUUAUAAUUAUAACUUUGGUUAUUAUUUUAAGUGAUUAAUGAUUGUUUGUUUGUUUGUUUUACCAAUCGUUAUAAAUUGGGCAAUAUUUGUUUAACAAAAAUUUAUAAAUAAUGGCGCAAACUUGUAAUCAAAAGAGGAAUGUUUACAGCAUUGAUCAGAUUUUGGGCCACGCUAAAGAUGAAGAUCAUGCAAAUCUACUGGAGUCUGUACGCAACGUGAGAGGAUCUGGAGACUCGGAUAUCCCGGAUUUCAAAGAAUUACCAGCUUUAUCUGAUUUGCCAGAAAUGAAUGAUAUGGAUCGACCUAAAAAAAUACGGAGAUCGCGAACUACCUUCACCACUCAUCAGCUUCAUCAGUUGGAGAAGGCAUUCGAGAAAACCCAGUACCCUGAUGUUAAUUAUAGAGAAGCGCUUGCAUCCAACUUGGAACUUUCAGAAGCACGGGUUCAGGUGUGGUUUCAAAAUCGGCGAGCGAAAUGGCGCAAAAAAGAAAAAACCAUGGGACGUGACCCGAGUUAUAUGCAUGUUGGUCAAGAUAUGAACGAUUUGUCUCUUGCUCCACCAUUGAUGCACAAUCCAUCUACUCCAACUGCAGGAUUUCCAUGGUACAUGCCAUCUGUAUUUUCACCUUGGAUGUCACCGGCAAAUACUUCGAAAAUACCAGCACCUCUUCAAGCUGCACUACUGUCUCAAUACAUGGGAUUGUCAUCCUUAAAUUCUCUUCUUCCUGUUGGUUUUAACUCAACCGGUGUACUAGGCCAUUCACAGCUUCAGCACCAGCCCCAGCAGCAACCGCAACAUCAACGUGAUCAGCUGAAUUCACAGCUUCAGCAAAUUCAUCCGCUGCUUUUGGAUGUGCAGAACAUUCCGCAAAAUUUAAGUUCCAAACAUGAUCGCGAUGAUGAUUCAACGUCAUCCGAGGAUGAAAUAAGAAGGCAGAGUGCUCAAGUACUGAGGGUUAAAGCCGAAGAAGUCAUCAGAAAAUCUGGAAACUAAAAAUCAAGAUACGGGAUUUAUUUUUCGCUAAAAAUACUGGGAGUUCAAUAAAUAAACAAUUAUGUGAGUGAAAAAUUUACCAAAGACAAAACAGCGUUGAUUAAGGACAUAGAUAACGAUGAUGAUCAUCGUUACAAUAAUUGAUGAUAAAGUGAAUUAUUAACUUAUUUAAUUGAAAGUUAACAGAGUUAUAGAUUUUGUGAUAAAACUUUAUGUGUGAAUAAACAACUGAUAACAGUUCUCAUACUUCUGUUAGUGAUGUUUAUAGUGUUGCAAUCUGUUUUUAGUCAAAUCCGAUCGAUCAUGGUUCAAAGAGUAUAAA
Molecule: messenger RNA, 1542 nt
Organism: Cotesia glomerata
Lineage: Eukaryota; Metazoa; Arthropoda; Insecta; Hymenoptera; Braconidae
Gene: hbn
Product: retinal homeobox protein Rx1-like
Exons: 4
Coding region: 336-1220 (294 amino acids)
Biological process (GO): regulation of transcription by RNA polymerase II
Molecular function (GO): DNA-binding transcription factor activity, RNA polymerase II-specific; RNA polymerase II transcription regulatory region sequence-specific DNA binding
Source: RefSeq, a predicted model, not a curated record